AUGUUCCAAAAGAAAGCAAUUGUUAUUGAUGGCAAAGGUCAUUUGUUAGGUCGUUUAGCCUCCGUUGUUGCUAAAUCCCUCCUCUCUGGUCAAAAGAUCGUUGUUGUCCGUUGUGAAGAGCUCAACAUCUCAGGUCCAUUAUCACGUAACAAAUUAAAAUGGGCUGAUUUCCUCAACUUAACCAUGAACACCAAUCACGCUCGUGGUCACAGACACGGUAGAUCACCAUCAAAGAUCUUCUGGAGAGCUGUCAGAGGUAUGUUACCACACAAAACCCCACGUGGUCAAGCUGCCCUCGAUAACAUGAAAGUUUUCGAAGGUGUCCCAGCCCCAUACGAUAAAGUCAAGAGAGUUGUUGUCCCAUCUGCUCUCCGUGUUGUCAAAUUAAACACCACCCGUAAAUACACCGUCUUAUCUCGUUUAUCCCAAGAAGUCGGUUGGAAAUACAGAGCUGUUGUUGCCAAAUUAGAAGUCCAAAGAAAACAAAGAUCUUCAACUUAUUACCGUAAAGCUGCUUUAGUCAAAGCCUACAGAACUCAAGCCUUAAAGAAAUUCUCUGCUUAA
This is a messenger RNA of Dictyostelium discoideum AX4, 564 nucleotides long. It is a transcript of the gene rpl13a, whose product is annotated as S60 ribosomal protein L13a. The coding region runs from base 1 to 564 and encodes 187 amino acids. Gene Ontology annotation, biological process: translation. NCBI's taxonomy places the organism in Eukaryota, Evosea, Eumycetozoa, Dictyosteliales, Dictyosteliaceae. Gene Ontology annotation, molecular function: structural constituent of ribosome. The transcript is spliced from 2 exons. Gene Ontology annotation, cellular component: large ribosomal subunit; ribosome. The record is from RefSeq and is a predicted model, not a curated record.